ACCCAGGGGCAAAGUGCGGGGCGAGGGCUGUGCACAGGCAGAGGCACCAUGGGUCCGUGCGGUGUAGCUGUGCUGCUGAGUGCAGCUCUCCUGCUGCUAGCCCCCGAAGGCACCCAGGCUCUUGGCGGUCUCAGACGGGACGUGGAUGUGGAGCAGAAUCUGGCAAAGGAGAUCAUCCAGGCCCCACAGGAGGCAGAGGAAGCCAAGCUUGCUAAGGACACUGCCUCACGGCCUCUGUUCCCUCCAGACCCUGCUCAGGUCCAGGUGGGGCCAGAGCAGGACCGCGACCAUCUCUACCACCCUUCAGACAAGGUUGAGGUGGAGCCUGAGCUCCAGUCCCGCAGAGAGCGCCUGGUUCUGUCUGCAGAAGUGGAAAAUGGCCCCUCGGAGGACCGUGACCACCUCUACCACAGCUGAGUGAGGCUGCAGCCCUACCCUCCCCAUGGGCCUCCAAUAAACCUCUCCUUGUUGAGCA
Messenger RNA from Meleagris gallopavo (turkey), 475 nucleotides. RefSeq names its product proline rich acidic protein 1 (gene PRAP1). The record is from RefSeq and is a predicted model, not a curated record. Lineage: Eukaryota; Metazoa; Chordata; Aves; Galliformes; Phasianidae.